Oldenlandia corymbosa var. corymbosa is the source of this 384-nucleotide messenger RNA. Lineage: Eukaryota; Viridiplantae; Streptophyta; Magnoliopsida; Gentianales; Rubiaceae. The record is from the annotation of a GenBank genome assembly.
AUGAUUGAGGACGAUUGCGCCGACAACGGCAUCCCUCUACCGAACGUCACCAGCAAAAUUCUUGCUAAAGUGAUUGAGUACUGCAAGCGCCACGUUGAUUCUGCCAAGGCCGCCGAGGGUUCUGUCGAGAACACCUGCGACGAUGAUCUGAAGUCCUUCGAUGCCGACUUCGUCCGAGUUGACCAGGGCACUCUCUUCGAUCUCAUCCUGGCGGCCAACUAUUUGAAUAUCAAAAGCCUUCUUGACCUCAUAUGCAAGACUGUGGCGGAAAUGAUAAAGGGGAAGACACCGGAGGAGAUCCGCGAGACGUUCAACAUUAAGAACGACUUCACCCCGGAGGAAGAAGAGGAGGUUCGUAGGGAGAAUGCCUGGGCCUUCGAGUGA